CCCAGUGAGGAGCAGACCUCGAGGGGUCCCCGGCUCCAGCUUUGGAGGCGACCGGGGAGCUCGGGGAGCCGUGGAGGAGGCCCGAGGGACGGGGGCGAGCUCCGUGAUCGUUCACCGGCCGCGGCUUCUCUUGCCCCGGGCAGGGCCCCCAGGAUGGAAACCAUCAAUCUGCACCUCCCGAGAAGGUCGGCUGGGUCCGGAAAUUCUGCGGGAAAGGGAUUUUCAGGGAGAUUUGGAAAAACCGCUAUGUGGUGCUGAAAGGGGACCAGCUGUACAUCUCGGAGAAGGAGGUAAAAGAUGAGAAAAAUAUUCAAGAGGUGUUUGACCUGAGUGACUAUGAGAAGUGUGAAGAACUCCGGAAAUCCAAGAGCAGGAGCAAGAAAAAUCAUAGCAAAUUUACUCUUGCCCACUCCAAACAGCCUGGUAACACGGCACCCAACCUGAUCUUCCUGGCUGUGAGUCCCGAAGAGAAGGAGUCAUGGAUCAACGCCCUCAAUUCAGCUAUCACAAGAGCUAAGAACCGCAUCUUGGAUGAGGUCACCGUUGAGGAGGACAGCUAUCUCGCCCACCCCACUCGAGACAGAGCAAAAAUCCAACACUCGCGCCGCCCCCCAACUCGGGGACACCUCAUGGCUGUGGCUUCCACCUCUACCUCAGAUGGGAUGCUGACCUUGGACCUGAUCCAAGAGGAAGAUCCUUCCCCUGAGGAGCCAACCUCUUGUGCUGAGAGCUUUCGGGUGGACCUGGACAAGACAGUGGCCCAGCUAGCCAGCAGUCGGCGGAGAGCUGACUCGGACCGGAUCCAGCCCUCCUCGUACAGGGCAAGUAGCCUUCCUCGACCUUGGGAAAAGCCAGACAAGGGGGCCACCUAUACUCCCCAGGCACCGAAGAAGUUGACCCCCUCAGAGAAAAGCCGCUGUGCCUCCCUUGAGGAGAUCCUGUCUCAGCGGGACACUGGCCCAGCCCGAACCCUCCACCUGCAAGCUGAGGAAUCCCCAACUCCUAGCCCACCCCACCCAGGACAGCUGUCCCGGAUCCAGGACCUGGUAGCAAGGAAACUGGAGAAGACUCAAGAGCUGCUGGCAGAGGUUCAGGGACUGGGAGAUGGCAAGCGAAAGGCCAAGGACCCUCCACAGUCUCCACCUGAUUCUGAGUCGGAGCAGCUGCUGCUGGAGACAGAGCGGCUGCUGGGAGAAGCGUCGUCGAACUGGAGCCAGGCAAAAAAGGUGCUGCAGGAAGUCAGGGAGCUAAGGGACCUGUACAGACAGAUGGACCUGCAGAGCCCUGACACCCACCUCAGACAGACCACCCAGCACACUCAGUACCGGAAGAGCCUGAUGUGAAAGGAGGGGUCUGGAACUCAUGGGGGACAAACAGACUUAUCUCCAAGUGUUGCAGGAUGAAGCUUUUUUAUUUACCUCGAUCAAAAAAAAAAAAAUCAAACUCAUUGUUUUUGCUGAUGUGUGAUGCCCUCA
Molecule: messenger RNA, 1475 nt
Organism: Dipodomys ordii (Ord's kangaroo rat)
Lineage: Eukaryota; Metazoa; Chordata; Mammalia; Rodentia; Heteromyidae
Gene: Plekho1
Product: pleckstrin homology domain containing, family O member 1
Exons: 5
Coding region: 630-1343 (237 amino acids)
Biological process (GO): regulation of myoblast fusion
Cellular component (GO): ruffle membrane; muscle cell projection membrane
Source: RefSeq, a predicted model, not a curated record